AUGAACAAGAAAUUUACAUUUGAACAAAAGCAGUAUAUUUUAAAAUUAGGACCUUGCCAACCAAGUGCUCAAGAGAUGCCUUUCUAUAAAUUUCCAAAAACCAAUAACCUUAGUUUUCAUGCCAAAUGGUAUACCAAAACAUUACCCGAUGGAUCUGUAGGAACUCAGCCAAGAUUAGAAGGAUUGAUGCGCAUAGCAUGUGAACAAGAUAUACCAAUAGACAAAGAAAAUGUAAUAAAUACAUUCGCAAAUAACAGUAAUCAAUUAAUGAAUUUGUUAAUUUAG
Macrosiphum euphorbiae (potato aphid) is the source of this 285-nucleotide messenger RNA. NCBI's taxonomy places the organism in Eukaryota, Metazoa, Arthropoda, Insecta, Hemiptera, Aphididae. The record is from the annotation of a GenBank genome assembly.